AUGACGAAGGCUAGUCUCCCUAAGAGCUUCGAAUGGAGCUCCAGUGGUCCUCUUAUUGGCCCAAAAGACGAUAGCCACGACCUUGCUGGGAUCAAAGACCCCUCAAUUAUUGAGGUUGAUGGUGUUUACCAUGUCUUUGCUAGCACCGCCAAAGAAUCUGGUUAUAAUCUAGUAUACCUGAGCUUUACCGAUUUCAAUAAGGCUAGUUCAGCAACAUUCCAUUACCUUGACCAAACCCCCAUUGGGCCAGGCUAUCGCGCCGCUCCUCAGGUCUUCUACUUUGAGCCACACAAGCUAUGGUACCUCGUCUACCAAAACGGUAACGCUGCGUACUCCACCAACUCCGACAUCAGCAACCCUGCUGGGUGGAGCGCACCCAAGAAUUUCUUCGGCAGCGUGCCCAGGAUCAUUUCGGAGAACAAGGGCAAUGGAAACUGGGUUGACAUGUGGACCAUUUGCGAUUCGUCCAACUGCUACCUUUUCUCAUCGGAUGAUAACGGUCAUCUCUACCGCUCUCAGACCUCGCUCGGCGACUUUCCGCACGGCAUGGGGAACACCGUCAUCGCACUACAAGACUCGAAUGCAUAUGCCUUAUUCGAAGCAUCGAAUGUAUACAGCACCGGUGACGGUAAAUACCUUCUUCUUGUGGAAGCCAUCGGGAGUGAUGGUGCGAGAUAUUUCCGGUCCUGGACUUCGGCCAGUCUCACUGGUACCUGGACUGCUCUUGCCGACACGGAGGCCAACCCCUUUGCGCGAUCCAACAAUAUCAAGUUUAGCACUAGCGCCUGGACUACAAGUAUCAGCCAUGGCGAGAUGGUGCGCACAAAUGUUGACCAGACCAUGACCAUUAGCCCCUGUAAUCUACGCUAUCUGUACCAGGGCGUGGAUCCAAACGCGAAGGGCGAUUAUAAUGCCAUGCCGUGGAAAGUUGGGCUUCUCACCCAAACCAACUCUGCCUGUUAG
Aspergillus pseudonomiae is the source of this 963-nucleotide messenger RNA. RefSeq names its product glycosyl hydrolase family 62 protein. Gene Ontology annotation, biological process: L-arabinose metabolic process. Lineage: Eukaryota; Fungi; Ascomycota; Eurotiomycetes; Eurotiales; Aspergillaceae. Gene Ontology annotation, molecular function: alpha-L-arabinofuranosidase activity. The transcript has a single exon. Bases 1 to 963 code for a protein of 320 amino acids. The record is from RefSeq and is a predicted model, not a curated record.